Perca fluviatilis (European perch) is the source of this 4666-nucleotide messenger RNA. RefSeq lists its product as uncharacterized. The transcript has 12 exons. Gene Ontology annotation, cellular component: cytoplasm; axon. Bases 89 to 1297 code for a protein of 402 amino acids. NCBI's taxonomy places the organism in Eukaryota, Metazoa, Chordata, Actinopteri, Perciformes, Percidae. The record is from RefSeq and is a predicted model, not a curated record.
CCUCCCCGUCUAGUCCAGUGUCUAGAAGCCGAGAACAGAGCACCAUCGAGGGGUCUAACUGGCUGUCAACAGAGCUCCUACGGCAGUCAUGGCGGCGCCGUUAGCCCACUUCGAUGAGGACUGGCAGGAUUUUAACGAGUUCAAGCCGUCCUCGGCGUCGGCCGACCAGCUGGACCAGCUGAACUCAAACGUAAGCGAUCCUUCGUCGGGCCUAGACGAUUUCUCAGACCUGGACAACAGUUUCUCCGGGGAGAUCUGCAGCUUCAAAUCGAUGGAGGACCUCGUCCACGACUUCGACGAGAAGCUGACAGUGUGUUUCCGAAACUACAACAGCACGACAGAAAACAUAGCCCCCAUUAAACCCAUCACAGAGGAUAGUUACUUGAAAGACGACGAAGUGUGGAACGCUCUGACAGAUAAUUAUGGCAACGUGAUGGCUGUGGACUGGAAGACAUCGCACACUCGCUCCCUACACCUGCCCACCCUCAACAUCACUGAGCAUGAGCAGAAGAGCCAAGAAACAAAUAAGUUGGAUAACCAAUCUCUGGAUCUGUCUGACGACGAGGAGCUCAGGGAGCAGAUGGAUAUGCACUCAAUCAUCGUCUCCUGCAUCAACGACGAGCCGCUCUUCACAGCCGAACAGGUGAUCGAGGAGAUAGAGGAGAUGAUGCAGGAAUCUCCAGACCCAGAGGACGAUGAGAGUCCCUCACAGUCCGACCUGUCCAUGCUCUCUCAGGACCUCCACGCCCUGAAACGCUCCGGCUCCAACACCAGCUACGAGGACCGGCUGCGUCAGCUGUCUGUGUCUGAACUAACCGAGACUCUGGAGGAAGUGGAGACGGCCAUCCGCCGCUACAGCGAAGAGCUGAUCCAGGCUCUGGCCCUGCGAGACGAACUCGACUAUGAAAAGGAGGUGAAGAACAGCUUCAUCUCGCUGUUGAUCGACGUGCAGAACAGACAGAAGGAGCACCGCGAGCUGCUGCGGAAGAAGAAGAAAAUCCGAAGUACGACUACAAUCGGGCCCAACGGCCAGAGGACCGCCAGCACGCACAUACCAGGCACGCUCCUCACUCUGGAGGGACUCUCCAAUGUCAUUCAAAAUGGCCUCCGUCAAACUUUUGGCAACACAGGAGGGGACAAACAGUACCUAACCACAGUAAUCCCUUAUGAGAAGAAAGCUGGCUCCCCGGUGGUAGAAGACCUCCAGAUCCUCACAAAGAUCCUCCACGCCAUGAGGGAUGACAGUGAGAAGGUUCCUGCCCUGCUAACAGACUACAUUCUCAAAGCUCUGGUAUGAGAGCAGUGGAAACUGAGUGCUUUGUCCCACGUAAAGCCAAAGGAAAGCCUCCUGUUUCCAGAACCAUUCAUUGGACCAUCAGAAGAGGGUUCUGGUAAUCUGGAAGAACCCAGAUAAUGGAUUCAAAAUCUUCCUUUCUCCUUCUUUCUUUUUUUUUCUUUCUUUCAAACCAUAGACUUUCUUUCCUUGUGGCUUUUUUUUUUUUUUAUCUGCCACUGUUGUUGUUCUUACAGUUUUAACUCUAAAUAUAACCUCCUUGGUCUGUAUAGUUCUUUUCAUAUGUAAUGUUUUAACUUUUUAAUGCCUGAGUGAUACAAACCGGUAACUCCUGACUGCAUGAUGACUUGUCUGUGGAUGCCAGUAAUCAGUAUUAGUCUGAACACCUCACUUCCUGAUUAGCCAGUGGCUCUUGAAUUGACAAGGGCCAGGGGUAUAUUUUAAUUCCAUGGGCUUCAUCAGCAGGCCUGUGUGAGGGGAAUACGCAGUCCAGUUUUGUAAAUCGAAUGCAUUUGCAUCAGUGUAGCUCAAGCCUGACGGGGGGGAAAAACAAAUCCUGGGGGAAUCCAGGCCAGGCUGGUCGUGGUAUUGAGCAUAAAUCCUGUGUUUCCUGUAUGAAAACCUUCGCUUUAAUGGCAUUUGCUGAUUGAUUGCAUAUAAUGUCUCGGGGGUUGAAAACUCUGCCUGCUAAAGAUUAAAGAGCAAACCCUUUAACUUUGAAAUCGUAGGUUUACCCGUCUUUGCAUGUUGGUUUUGGGUUUAUGCUCAAUUUUGGCUGAUAGUUGAAUGUUAAAAUGAAAUAUUUUGUAUACGAAUAAGAGAAAUUGCACAGUUUUUGGAUCUUUUUACUUUUUGAAAAAGGGAAGAAAAAAAAAGUUCAAAUGACUUAAGAAGGUAAUAGCUGGAUGAACAAACAUAUAAAGCAUAUUUUCAGAGAAGGAAUUGUUUGUAGUGAGAUUAGGGAUUUACCAGUAGCCACCUUUUGUGACCACACUGCAACAUCAUUUUGUAAAUGCUGUCCAUUGACCUCUGAGCCCUCAAAUAGUGACCGCCGACCCCAACAACUUUAUCACUUCCCCAGGAGUCGUCAUUACAUGAGUCUGAAAAUACCUCGCAUAACAUAUUUGCAUUAGUAGAAAAUGACCCAGCUGGUCGUGUCAUUAGGAUAAAUAAUGUCAAUAAGAUUAUGAUAGGUUUUUAAAUUGUGUAGUUAAGCUUCUGUUAUAAGUUGUUGGGUUUUCUCUAUCUGUUAACCCUUAAACUGUUGUGGAAAUGUUGUGGUAGCACUUUAGUCUGUCUGUGAUCUGGUCAUGUAGUAGUGGAAUAUGUGGUUGAUACUUAAGAGUACGUCUCACUAGAUUAGUGUUAGAUGAGGCUUAUAAGCUUUAGCUAGUGGUGCCAAAACAUGUCCGCAUGAGGAAUUGUUGUCAUGCAUCCAUCUAUUAACCUUAUUAAUCAUCGUGAGCAUGAUAACUUAAACCACCUUUAAGGGGUACUCCACUGAUUUUACACAUUACAUUCAGUUUACACAUCAUACAGAUUACUGCUCAGCCUGUAAAACGGUUGUAUAAUGCCGUCUGCAGCUCUGGAGGAGUUUUGUCAAAGUUGAGAAGUUGACCCUGAUGAUGUCAUGAUGAUGUCAUAAGGGUCAUCUCGGCUUGGACUUGAGACUACAAAUUUAUAACUGAAAGCCUUUGUUAAAAACUCAGUGCGUGGAGUUUUGAAAAGAUGUGGGUCAAAUGAGAAAUACACUAUCGAGUUGCAUUAUGGGAAUUGUAGGAUCCAGUGUAUUUGGAGCUUGCCCCAUACUAGAGACUAAAACUUAGAAUAUCUCAGCCUCUGCCUAAUCAAUUUUGAUCGCCUCUUGCGAGUCUCCACACAUCAUGGUAGUGCAAUACUAAAUCACUGGAGCACCCCUUUAAAAGCCCAUACCACCGGUCUAGCACUGCAGGUCAGUUGGUACACUAAAGGUUCAGAUCACCAGCUGCUACAGGUGCACCACACACUGUCAGAUCAGGUCUAGUCUAGCUCUCAGGUACGAUCAUCAGUGUUAGUAGUUUAAAAUCCUGUUCUGAAAGGUACUGACAUUCCUGAGUCUUUGUAUGUUUCUGGUAACCUUUGUAUUAGCUAGACUUCAACUUUGCUGCACUUUUUUCUUUUAACAAAUUUCUCUAAAUACCUGGACGAGCCAGUGGAGGCAAUCACGGUAGCCUCUUGACUAAACCAGGGUAGCAUUACAGAUGUUGAUUUAUGUCGUGAUUUGUUGAAACACAAUAUAAUGCUUAAAGUUCUAGACUCUGAUUAGUAGUGUAGUUAGCAAUUAAACGGCACAGUAGCAUCCGCUUGGUGUAGCAGUCUUGUGACGAUAGCGUAGAUGCAGUUGUAACAUCUACCGGCUUUGAUUUAUUAAAAAAUGCGUUAAUAUGGAGGAGAAGGUGAAACUCUGAAAAGGCAAUCUACUUUUACUGGUUAAACUUUUUAGGCAUGUUUCACAGAAGAUAAGGGCAUAGGAAGAUGCCGAAGGGGUGUGAUAAAGUUCAUGGAUGUUGGGUAAGAUUGCACAAAGGGUUGCUUAAAUUUGAGGGGUCCAUUUUAUUCUUUUUUAAAGGAGACAAAAGCUUAUAGCUCUAUAUUUACUAUUUAUAUGUAACUGUUGUUUCUACUGUUGCCAGCUUUGCAAACAUUCACAACCUAGCAUGUGCUACAUGCACUUUACUGCUGCAAACACAUUUCUAAUAAUGAUUAAUUUGUUGUUUACAGACAUAUUAAUAUCACACUAAAAGGGACAAGUGCAUGUCGCAGUAGAAUGCAGAAAAACGCAAAGCAAAUAAGCAUUACAUUUAAACUGUUAAGAAGAUAUCAAAAAGGGCAAAGUUAAACAUCAGAAGUUGUGUGUCCGUGAAACACACAAGUCACUUAGAGAAAAACAUCCCUCGAUUUGAUCCUGAUCUUACAAAAGCUUAAAUCAUCUUUUUAGUUUUAUAAUGAAAUGGCGGUCAGCUUGGAAGUAGGAGGAUCUGGAUCCCGUCUCAGGCCAGAACCCCUUGUCCUGGUCUCUUAUUAGCGACAUAUCAGUGUAACGACAAUUUAGAGAUUUAUAUUUAUAUACGUACAACAAAACAAGCAACAGAAAAAGAGGCUGCCUUUGUAAAUGCCUGAAAUAUUUUGUACAUUAAACCAACUCCUUUUUGUUUUUAAUGCAAUAUAAUUCCUCAGUUUGGGGUUUUAUGUUUACUGUCUCAUGUGGUACUGCAGUAUAUUAAUUUAUUAUGUAAAUGUUCGGUUUUGUAACCAUGUUAUUGACUGUAAUGGUGCAAGUAUUUGUGCCCACAUUGCAUUGCAACUCAUUUCAAAUAAAUUAAUAUGUAAAGA